AACUCAAAAGAAGAAUUCAUCGAGCGCUGUGCUUGAACAAGAAGAGGAAAUCUGCUGGAAGAAAAAAGAGGACAAUUGAAUUGAAUUGAGUCGAAUCGAAGAACCGCAAGCAAGGUUCAAUAUUUGUUUAUUAUUGGCAAGGAAAGGAAAGGAAAGGAAAGGAAAAGAAGAAGAAUCAUCAUCAAUCAUCAACCAUCAAUCUGUCAUAGCAUAUCAUAUCAUGCAUUGCGCUGUUGCAGCACUGUCAAGCCCCGCCGGAGCCAUGACCAAAUUGCCGCCGAUAUUCUGCAUGCCAGUUGCUUCUCCGCCGCGAUUGGCUCUCGCGCAUAUCGGAGGAGGACGAGAGAACAAGAAGAAGAAGGAGGAGGAGGAGCUCCGACCUGCCAAACUGGCGAUGAAGAGGAAGCGGCCCACGAGGAUCGAUAUUCCGGCGACCACCACCUUAGGCUGCAACCGAGCGGGGGUUUGGGAUUUCGAGAGAUCGUCGAGCGACUUGGUGGCUGAGGUCGAGGUCGAAGGCGAAGGGCAUUCGGUGUAUGCCAAGCGAGGGAAAAGGAGAAACGCCAUUGAAGAUCGAUACGCCGUCGGUUUGGCCCCUUCCCAAUCCCAAGGCCAAGAGGAGGAUUCUGCUUCUGCUUCCAAAUCCAAUCCUACUGAUAAACAGAGUUUCUUCGGUGUAUUCGACGGCCAUGGCGGCGCCGGAGCUGCCGAAUUUGCCGCAAACAACUUGGAGAAGAACAUCCGGAUCGAACUAUCAUCCAAGGGAUUAGGAGGAGUCGGUGUCGGUGUCGGUGUCGAAGAGGCAGUCAAGAAGGGGUACCUCACCACCGAUUCUGAGAUCCUCAAAAACGACAUUACAGGGGGAGCUUGUUGCGUCACAGCAUUAAUUCACAAAGGAGAUCUCCUCGUCUCCAACGCCGGAGACUGCCGCGCCGUCAUGUCUCGCGGAGGCGCCGCCGAGGCCCUCACCGUCGACCACCGCCCUUCGCGCGUCGACGAAAGGCAGAGGAUCGAAGCUCUGGGAGGAUACGUCGAUUCUUGUAGUGGCGGCGUGUGGCGCGUCCACGGAUCCCUUGCCGUGUCGAGAGCCCUCGGCGACAGCCAUCUCAAAAAAUGGGUGAUUGCGGAGCCGGAGACGAGACUGAUCAAGAUCACUCCCGAUUGCGAGUUCCUUAUCCUCGCCUCCGACGGGCUGUGGGAUAAGGUCCGUAAUCAAGAAGCUGUCGACAUUGUCCGAUCAUCGACCAAAACAUUGGCAGCCUGCAAGAAACUCGUGGAUUUGUCCCUAACAAGAGGCUCAAGAGAUGACAUUAGUGUCAUGAUCAUUCACUUAACUCAGUUCUUGGAGUGAUGGAUGGAAAGAUGGAUUCUGAUUAACACAAACAUUCUUGCAUGAAUGCAAACAUGUGCAAGAAGACUGUGUUCUUGCAUAUGAACACGAUGAUGACAAAUGAUGCAGGGAUGGAGACAUGAGAUUCUGGCAGCAAAACGGUGUCGUUUACACUAGCAACAGCCAACAGGUGCAGAAAAGAAAAUCCGUGGAGGAGGAGAAAAUUGAGGCAAAAGCCAGCCGAGUUUGAAAACGUGUUUACAGACAGAUUAUGGUGGGGAGAUGAGAUAUUUUCUUGUGGGGUGGGGUAGGGUAGGGUAGGGUCCACAGCGUGGACUGAGGCUGUUCAAUUUUAAAGGUGAAAGCGUGUUUUAGGGGUAAUUGAUUUCGUGAUACUUACAAGCGCGCUAUCCUUUUACCAUGUAAAUAUGAACUUUUUGGUAGGGAAGCUGACUGAGGUAUUCGAAUUUGUGGUUUAGAUUUUACCAAAUUCGGAAUAAUUUACAAAUUCAAAUUUUUGUUUGUAUAAAUUUAAAUCAAAUUGUAUUGCUCGAAAUUCAAAAUCCAAAUUAAUAUUAUAUUAUAAAGUUGAUACAUUCUAAACUA
This is a messenger RNA of Andrographis paniculata, 1936 nucleotides long. RefSeq names its product probable protein phosphatase 2C 30. NCBI's taxonomy places the organism in Eukaryota, Viridiplantae, Streptophyta, Magnoliopsida, Lamiales, Acanthaceae. The transcript has 4 exons. Gene Ontology annotation, molecular function: cation binding; protein serine/threonine phosphatase activity. The record is from RefSeq and is a predicted model, not a curated record. The coding region runs from base 221 to 1351 and encodes 376 amino acids. Gene Ontology annotation, biological process: protein dephosphorylation.